Messenger RNA from Procambarus clarkii (red swamp crayfish), 3791 nucleotides. RefSeq lists its product as uncharacterized. Gene Ontology annotation, cellular component: nucleus. The record is from RefSeq and is a predicted model, not a curated record. Gene Ontology annotation, molecular function: DNA binding; protein binding. Gene Ontology annotation, biological process: regulation of transcription by RNA polymerase II. Lineage: Eukaryota; Metazoa; Arthropoda; Malacostraca; Decapoda; Cambaridae.
UCGCCAUCUUGUUAUUGUAGAGUAGAGUUGCAGAAGGAGGCGUGAACCGCUGAAUAAUGUCUGCUGCUCCUGGCAUUGACCAGUUGAUGUCUUAAGGCAGCUGGAUCACUCAGUAGCACUGCUUUCCGUGUCCUCAUCUUGCUCCCAAGUUGCUACUCUCUUCAGUAACGGGGUAAUCAAGUCUUCCCCAGAGGGCUAUUUUCGGACCUGUUUAUCGCCGUUUAGGAGUUGCUCUUAUUUCAGGUAGCAAUGGCUGCAGUUAGCAGUGAGCAGCAACUUCGCUUCCGUUGGAAUGAUCACAUGCAACAUGUGUCUAAGGUCCUUAUACUGCAGAGAUUAGAGGAACAGUUUUGUGAUGUGACAUUGGUUUCUGAAGAUGGUUUUGUUAUGAAAGCCCAUCAGGCUAUCCUGGCAUCCACCUCGGCAUAUUUUCAGCGGGUUCUUUCAGAAGUGACAUCGGAUCAGUAUCCAAUGAUAGUGCUGCGAGGAGCUAAUUUCCGUGAAGUUAGUUGUUUACUGGACUACAUGUACCAGGGAAAUACACAGGUGGAUCACAGCUUAAUGGAGAGAGUAUUGGAAGUAGCAGAUAUGUUAGAAGUGAAAGGUUUAUCAAGAAUACGGUCCAAUAUCUCUAUAAAAAAGUUCAUGGGUCCUGCUGCAUCUCCAGAUAACUCGAAUGCUCCCUCAUUAAAUAUGCCUUGCACAGAUAACCCAAGAGGAAGCUCUAGAUCCCCUGAGGAACAGUUCUACUGUGGAAACCAAACUGAUAACAGAACCACAGAUACAGAAAGUGCAGAAAUGAGGUUAACAAGUAAUACGUGUGAGAUCAGGAGUGCUAGAGAAACCCCACACCUACCAGGAGAUGGACCACAUAUAACACAUACACAGCCUCAGCCACAUAACUCUCAUCAUGAAGCAGAACCUCAGGACGAUGAUGACGUAACUCAGACAUCUGGCAUUGAUCUGUCAAUGGCUAAAAAUGAGCCGUGGUCACCAAGGGAGGGGGAGGCUUUAGCUGCUCAAAAAGAAGACACUGAUGGUGAUGAAUCUUCUUCAAAGAAGAGAAAGCACCAGCAAGAAAGCCUGUGUUCUGAGGAGACCCUUGAUCCCGUUUCUGAUCCUGACUGGGGACGUAUAGGAACCAAGUUGGAAGAAAGAAAACGACAUAAACCACGGACCAUCAGUCUCACCUCCAUCACCACAACAGAUAAUGACCUGCAUCUCCUUCGACACAAAAGCCCACCCUCGAAGAAUGAAGAUGCAGCGUCAUUAGUUCUUCCUUUGGUGGAAAAAACCCUGGAGGUUCCGUGUGAAGAUGGCCCAUUGACAAUCAGUCUAACCACAGGACAGGAUCUUGACGGAUGGCGAAGCAUAGUAAAGCGAAAACCUCUUUUCUGUACAUCUUUGCCAUUAAAAAGAGCAAAACGUAAAUUCAAAGCCAGGCGAACAUUAGACGAAGGUAGAAAAAAGUGGCUGGCAAAAGAGAGGAGGUCACUGUUUGGCUCAGAUUCUAAUGAGAGACCAAUAACAAGGGCAUUAGAAAGACUGAAGAAAAAGACAGUUGCUUCCGUUUUGGAAUCGAUGGAAAAAGUUAGUGUGAACUGUGACCCUCCUUUUCCAACUGAUGAGGAUACUGCAAAAAGUAAUAGAAAUAAGGAAAAUAUUUUGUCUCCUAAAUCUACACCAGAAGAAAAUACCAAAGUACAAAUGGCUAUCAAAUCGGUUACUAAUGAAAAUAAAGACUCAGAUGUGUGGGAACUUUCAGAAAAAAGAAUACCAGAAGAUAAAUUUGAGGAAUCUUCAGAUGAUGUGAAGUUUCCGGCAAUUAACCCACUGUCUCUGUUUACCUUGCCUCCAGUAAAGGAGAGAGAGAAACAAACACGAACAACCCUUACUCUGGAGGAAAAGGUGAAAGUCAUUGAAGCCUUUUUGGAUGGAAAGUCACAAAGGCAGAUUGCUCACCUUUAUGGAAUUGGAAAGACUCAAGUUAGUGGCAUAAUUAAAAGGAGAGAGGAGAUACUUACAAUUUACCGAGAUAGUCUUCUACGGGGAGAAAAGCUCACCAUGAAAAGACAAAGGAAGAGUGAAUAUGCUUUACUUAAUCAGCAUCUCAUACAAUGGUAUCGACACAUGACAGUUGUAGCUGGUGUCAAAAUCACCACUGGGAUGUUGCGAGCCAAGGCACUCCAGAUCGCUCCUGAACUUGGAUACCAUGAUUUUAAAGCAUCUAAUGGGUGGCUUGCUACUUUUAAAUCAAAUAAUAAUUUAAAAUUUUCAAAACAAAGAAAAGCUGAACCGUACAGUGAUCAAGUUAGUUCACAACAUGAUGAUAAUCACAGAGAUGACGACGAAUCCUUCUUCGAAGAUGGUGAAACUGAUAACUCAUCUAGUCAUAUGCCACUUAUAAAGCAUAUAGCAGGGCCAAGCAACAUUGCAACUGGAGCUUCAAAUGAAGAUGGCAGCAACUCUGAUAUAAGUAUCAACAGAGGCUCUCAAAAUGGUGACUCUUCUUCAAUAAACCCAAGUGACCAAGGAAGUUCAUUAAUUCAUCCUGGUCUUUCUUCAGCAGGAAUACCAAAACCCCCUCAAAUGGUAAAUGCAUCUCUUGGGGCAAAUUUGACUGCAGCUGCUGCUUACAACUUGUCCCGUGACUUGACCCGAGAUCUGUCUAGGGGUGAUCCAACAGGGGUAGGUGAUAUUUCCUCAGCAACUAUGAAUUCCAGUCCGCUAAACCACCCAGUCUCUGCCCUUAAUGUCAGUAGAGCAGUUAUUGACAACCCACUAAGUAAACCCUCUGAUUCAGCCCUAGCCACAUACAAGUCGGAAGAACCAUUAACUUAUGGCUAUGAUCCACAGAAUCGUAUGAAUGAUGCCAGUAGCCGUGGAGCAGAGUACAAUUAUACUCCAUAUGGCUUUCCAGGUGGCUACUAUGGCUAUCAUUUUCUUGGUCAAUAUUAAAAUUGCAAUUGCUUUUCAUGUAUGUGUGUAUAUAUACCAGAUUGCUUCACAUAUAUCGUGCGCAGUCAAGUUGAAAAUUAUAUGUAUACCUUAUUGCUUUCCUCAAAGAUUGAAUUAUCAGUCAGAUGCCAUGUUGAGAAAGCAUUUACUUUUACCCUUAUCAUCACUUGACAUGUUGCAUGCAACUGUAAUUUGCCUGGUGCUUAAUUUGAACCAACUAAGUCGCCAGACCUGUAUAAUAAUCAGGUAAUCACUCACACGGACAACAACAUCUUCAGCUUCUAGUCUGAGCCAUACAAAAAAAAAAAAAUACUUCGUUUCAAGUGGAACCCAAACCCAUAACCAAGAAACAUUCAGCUGCCUGAGAACAUGUGAGUAGGACAGCUUGGAUGGAAGACAUAUGCUCUGAGAUGGCUCAUGGUGGGUGACCAUGUGCACCUGGAUGCAUCAUGGUGGGUGACCACGUGCACCGGGAUGCAUCAUGGUGGACGACCACGUGCAUCAUGGUGGUUGACCACGUGCACCGGGAUGCAUCAUGGUGGGUGACCACGUGCACCGGGAUGCAUCAUGGUGGACGACCACGUGCAUCAUGGUGGUUGACCACGUGCACCGGGAUGCAUCAUGGUGGUUGACCACGUGCACCGGGAUACAUCGUGGUGGGCUGGUGCGUGCAUUCAGGUGUGUCAUGAUAGGAUAGAAGAGUUGAACAACUUAAGAAACUGGUUAAAGGUAAAUCACAGGUAAAAUAUUGGAAUCUAUUGUACUUGUGAACUUUAAUGUUCUGUGUAACAUUAUCUUUACUGCUAUAAUAGAUAUGAUUAUAUAUAUAUAUA